Capsella rubella is the source of this 1680-nucleotide messenger RNA. RefSeq names its product UPF0481 protein At3g47200. Bases 1 to 1680 code for a protein of 559 amino acids. NCBI's taxonomy places the organism in Eukaryota, Viridiplantae, Streptophyta, Magnoliopsida, Brassicales, Brassicaceae. The record is from RefSeq and is a predicted model, not a curated record. The transcript has 4 exons.
AUGGAAAAGCUUCCACCACCUCCACCACCACCGCCAAUACCACGAAGACGAAAACGACAGCGACAGUCACUACCACCAUCAUUGCCGCCACCGCUACUUGCACCACUGCCACGACAAUCACGAGCGAUUCCUUGGCUUACUAGCCAUGAUGUCAAAAAAGGAAAAUCAUACGAGAAGUUGAGAAUAUACCUCGAUAAAGUCAUAAAACAAAACCAAGAAUCCGAAUUGGCUAAUCAAGAUCCAAAACUCGUUGUUUUACCCAAAAGUGUCGGUCCCUUUCAAGAACAAAACAUGCAGAACCACCAACACACUCGUUCCGAACCUGGAGUAAAGGAGACGACCGAAGGGAGUGGGAGCGGAGCCACACGACAUGAUUGGGUGAUAACGAUAAAAGACAAGCUCGAGCAAGCAAAUAGAGACGAUGACAUGAACAGCCGAAGCAACGUCUGUAUAUACAAAGUUCCACCUCACCUGCUGCAUGGAAACGACAAGAAGUCGUAUUUCCCUCGGACGGUCUCGCUUGGUCCGUACCACCAUGGGAGAGAGCAAACGGAGUCCAUGGAAUGCCACAAAUGGCGUGCCCUCAACAUGGUCUUGAAACGUACGAACCAAGGCAUUGAAGUGUUUAUCGAUGCCAUGGCAGAGCUCGAGAAAAAGGCUCGUGCUUGCUACGAAGGUCUUAUUGUUUUGGACAGUAACGCGUUCACAGAAAUGCUUGUUCUUGAUGGUUGUUUCGUUCUCGAGCUUCUCCAAGGAGUCGCUGAAGGAUUCUUGAAACUCGGAUAUGAUUCUUACGAUCCAGUUUUCGCGGUUCGUGGAUCGAUGCAUUCGAUUCAACGUGACAUGAUCAUGCUGGAAAAUCAAUUUCCUUGGUUCGUACUCCAACGGUUAUUAGAGCUACAGCCUGGUACACAUAACCAAACUGGUUUAGUGGGAUUAGUGGUUCGGUUCUUCAUUCCACUAAUGCCAACGGCUGAGACAUUGGCCGAGACGCCACCUAGAGGCGUAUCCAACGGCGAACUACACUGUCUUGAUGUUUUCCAUCGAAGUCUUCUCUUCCCAAGGUCAUCAGGCAAAGCAAAUAUAUCGAGAGUGGCUGACAAACACCUACAACGUGUGAUACCUACCGUGACCGAACUAAGGGAUGCUGGUUUUAAGUUCAAGCUAAAUAAAACCGAUCGGUUUUGGGAUAUUAAAUUCAACAACGGUUAUCUAGAGAUACCCAGUCUACUUAUCCAUGACGGUACCAAAUCUCUCUUUUUGAACCUCAUAGCUUUUGAGCAAUGCCAUAACGACUCAAGCAAUGAUAUAACAUCCUACAUAAUUUUUAUGGACAAUCUAGUAGAUUCUCCGGAAGAUAUUAGUUAUUUGCAUCGCCGCGGUAUUAUCGAGCAUUCGCUAGGAAGUAAUUCUGAAGUUGCGGAUAUGUUCAACCAAUUAUGUCAGGAAGUGGUUUUCGACACCAAAGAUAUUUAUCUAUCUCAACUGUUGAUUGAGGUUCAUCGUUGCUAUAAACAACACUACUCGAGGAAGUUGACUUCUUUGAAGACAACCUUGAAACACAAGUACUUAGAUAACCCUUGGGCAUAUUUGUCUUUCUUUGCUGCAGUUAUUCUACUUAUUCUUACAUUUUCUCAAAGUUAUUUUGCUGCUUAUGAUUAUUAUCAUCCAUCCUCUUAG